This is a messenger RNA of Iphiclides podalirius (scarce swallowtail), 207 nucleotides long. The record is from the annotation of a GenBank genome assembly. NCBI's taxonomy places the organism in Eukaryota, Metazoa, Arthropoda, Insecta, Lepidoptera, Papilionidae.
AUGGUGAUCCAUUGCGUGGGCUUCCUCGGAAACGUUCAUACCACGCAGUCCGUUAUCAGUCGCGCUCGCGGCAUGCGUGACGUCAUCGUGACUGCUGACGUCACGGAGGCGAUAAGGCAGAACGUCUCCUCGCUUGAUCCGUCCGCCUACGCCGUGAGUUUCCUAAGUAUCUCCGGAGCCCAAGAUCUGAUACCAAUGAAAUUAAUA